Messenger RNA from Cladocopium goreaui, 1557 nucleotides. Lineage: Eukaryota; Dinophyceae; Suessiales; Symbiodiniaceae. The record is from the annotation of a GenBank genome assembly.
AUGGCGUGUUUUCACUUGAGGCUCGUGAGCCUUCUGAGCUUUCAUACUUCAGCCGAAGUUGCCGCCGAGUUGCAGGCAUUCUGGCAAGAAGAAGGCCAAAGGCGUCUCUGGCCCAAGAAUUGUUCAGAAAAAUGGUGGCAGGAGACAGAUGAAUGGGAAGGCCUGUCAGAGCAUGAAGGUCAGGAACAUGAGGCUUCAGAGAAGAGAGAAGUAGGUCAGUUGCAGGGGCUGCUGCAGGACGCAAGGCAAAGCAAAAACAUCCACCACGAAGUUGCCGAGUUGGUCAAAGGUUUUCGAGAUGGUGUUGAUCACGGGCCUCCUGUUGCAGCUAUUUUGGCUGACUCCAACAAUGGCAUCAAUGAUGCAAUGGAAAAACCGGUGGCCGCAUCGAACAAGACUUUGGCGGGCAUUCUUCAAGAGGCUGGAUUGGCAGGUGGCUCCAGACUAGCCGACAGCCAAGAUGUGAUUUUGCAGAGAGCAAUUGCGUUGCGUCCAAAAGUCAUUGAUUUGUGCAACCAGAUGCGAAUCUGUGAAGGUGAGCUGAGCCGAACCCAAAUCAACGGCAAUACUCCGCAAUUGAGCCAACACAACCAGCGCAUGCAUGCGGUAGCCUUGGCUCGACAGGCCUUCCAGCAACAGACCGGUCGACAGUCAAGGGCAAGCCUGUGGAUGGAUCACCAGAGCAAGAUACUCCAAAAAUUCAACAACAAGGACAGCAAAGAGGGCGCUUCUGAUGCUGUGGUCCACACGGUCAAGGAAUUCGUUCCAUGUGGUUGGAGAUUUGAAAGCAAUGGCAGCAGACAGUAUCAGAUCGUGCUCGUACGCAACAGCCGCCACGGCCACAUCUACUUGGCGCUGGUCACCUCUGUUUUCCGGGGCGCCUUGUUUCGUAAGCACACUCCGGCUCAAGGUGCCACUACAUUUCGGCCAAAACUGUCUGCUUCACCCAUACCCGCAGAUUGCACGGCUCGUGUGCAUGUGGUCUUGCUGCAGCCUCGAAAGUGUGGCAACGUUGUCUUGUUGGAAGCCUCCUGCGUGAGCUACGCCAUGUCCCUGGAUCCACACGAUGAGGAUUUUCUGGUGGUUGGACAGAUGUCCCAAAAUGCAUUGACAAUUUCGGAAACCGACAGCAAGUUGAAGGUGGAGAUGGCACUUGAAGCCUGGCAGGUGGUGCGGGAGAUGCGUGAAGCUCCCAUUGCGGCCAUUGACAGCAGGCUUGGCCCAAGACCGAUUUACACCACGGAUUCUUUCAGCAACAGUGUCAAGGGGCGAAGCAACCUGGAGAAUUUCUUGGGCGAUUUGAAAAAACUCCAUGAAGAAGCAGGGGCCUCGCUUGUAGACAAGGAGGGGCGGGUGAAGGCAUUGGCUGGCAAACCCUUGUUCACACACCUAGUCCUGCGGGCUUCUGGCUUCUUUGCGCUCGAGUGGCGGACCAAAAAAACGAGCGCGGAUAAGCUCGAGUAUGGCACAUGGGUCCUGCAACGGCUUCGCGCUUGCCUCCCGUCUCCAUCUCCUGCCAGUCAAGCCUCUCGCUUUGAAAAGUUGUUGCUCGUCUGA